Molecule: messenger RNA, 1356 nt
Organism: Serpula lacrymans var. lacrymans S7.9
Lineage: Eukaryota; Fungi; Basidiomycota; Agaricomycetes; Boletales; Serpulaceae
Exons: 3
Coding region: 274-1023 (249 amino acids)
Biological process (GO): ergosterol biosynthetic process
Cellular component (GO): endoplasmic reticulum
Source: RefSeq, a predicted model, not a curated record
GUACCACUUUUCUUUCAUUUACCGUGACGGCAGCCGCCUGCAGGACCUCAUAAAGAGGUCCCAGGCUGAGUAAGUCUCUUGCAUAGUUAACAACGUUUGCUUCUUCCCUUCUCUUCCCCGCAAGUUUCCAUACUCUCAGUCCUCGUCUCUGAGCAAAGGAGACGAGACUUCAAAUUGACGAAAAACCCAGGAGGAAAAUAUUAUAUCCAUACCACUAGGCCCGAACUCGGCCACUGCAUAUUCACACUCACGAGCCCACCAUACCGCCACACAAUGACAUUCUCAAAAACACGAGGCGAGAAAAUGGAGAGCACGAGAGGCGAGAAGCUAGAGCACUUCAAGAAGCAUAGGCGUGACCCACUGACAAGGUGGGUCGCGCGUGCUGCCGCCCUAUUCCUCUUCUUUGCAACGUGUAGCUGGCUUGAUACUAUCAAGGACCAGUGGUAUGUCCUGAACCCGACCUUCUUAAACGAAUUGGCCAAUUCGGCCAUUGCUGCAUCGCCAGAAAAUCCUAAUGGCAUGGUACAGCACAUCAUCACGAACCUCACGUCUACCUUCCCGAGUUCCACGCGCCAGAUCUCCCUCAACACGAAUUCCUCGGAAUGGGUGUUCAACAAUGCAGGCGGCGCCAUGGGCGCCAUGUACAUCAUCCACGCGUCCAUUACAGAGUAUUUGAUUAUCUUUGGGACCCCACUAGGCACGGAAGGACAUACCGGGCUACAUACCGCUGAUGAUUACUUCAACAUUUUGGUCGGCGAGCAGUGGGCUUUCAAACCUGGUGCGAUGGAAAUGGAGAAAUAUGGUCCUGGCGACGUCCACUUUUUGCCAAGGGGUACGGCAAAACAGUACAAAAUGCAUGAGGGUUGCUUUGCCCUGGAAUAUGCCAGAGGCUGGAUUCCAUUAAUGUUACCAUUUGGCCUGGCGGACACAGUCUCGUCCACGCUUGACUUGCCCACCUUCUUUCACACGGUGCGCAUUACUGGACGUGAAAUUUUCAAGAACCUUCUUGUUGGAAAAAUAUAAGCUUUUAAUCGGAGUGGCAUGGGCGUGAAUUGAGGCAAGAGUCUUAUGCGAAAGGCGAUGCUUCAAUUAUACCUAGGUUUUGAUCAUUUAAUUUAGUGUCAUGUAGAUCAAUGACGGAAUAAAUAAUCCAUGAUCAGCGAAUUUUUGUUGAUAUAUGCCUGGCGGACAUACAGUAUAUCCAACCGUCUCGUAUUUUACAUGUUCAUAGAGCCCAAGAAAUGUGAGAUACGUGUAUAGUCUAAUGUACAUGCCCUACUUACGUGCACUCCAAUUGUUAGUUGAAUUUACAAAAUGUACAGAGAACUCUGCGAUCAUACAUCUCAUCUCAUUCCU